AUGGAAAUCACAAGAAAAAACUUCAAUGAAGAAUUGGAAAAUAUAACCAAAAAUAUAAAACUUUCAUGUUUUGUUGGAUUUGAUGCUGAAUUUACUGCAAUCCUAGCCGGAGAAUGUUUCAAACACAGAUUAUUUGAUAGCAAUAAAGACAGGUAUGACCGUAUGAAAAAUGAAGUAAGCAAAAUGAUCAUGACUCAAGUUGGCUUGACAAUGUUCCAAUAUGAUCGAAAUCGUGAUGAUUAUGUUGCUGUUGGGUAUACUUUUCAUUUAUGUCCUCAAGUCUUUGGUGAUAUUGAUCAAUCUUUUAUUUUUCAAGCUUCUACACUUAACUUCCUUUGUAAACACAACUUUAACUUUAAUAAGUUUACAUAUGAAGGACUUCCAUACCUUAGUAAAGCCGAAGAAAAUCACAUAAGACAACAGUUAAAAAAUAAAACUUUAUUUGAUAAUUUAAUCAAUACAAUGGAAAUGGCAGGUGAAAAGAAACUUCAAGAAUAUUGUUCAAAGGUUUCAAAGUGGAUAACUGAUGAUGAAGAAGAUACAUUGUAUUUAGAUGUAGAAAACCCAGUAAUGCGGUACAUAGUCCACAAUGAAGUAAGGCAGCGCUUCCCAAAUGUGCUCACAACUAAUAGCUUAGGUAAUAGUAAUAAGGUCCUUAUAUACAAAGAUAAAUAUGUGGAAGGAGCGAACGCCGCACCAAUGGCUAUCUUAGAAGAAAAUCUAAUGAACGAUAUAUUAGGAUUCUCACUAAUAAUAGAACUGCUAGCGGUACACAAAAAACCUAUUGUCGGCCACAAUAUAUUCCUUGAUGUGAUACUUUUGCACAACCAGUUCAUUGGGCCCUUACCAAAAAAUUAUGAAGCAUUCAAAAAGAACAUACAUAACUUAUUGCCAAUGAUUUUUGAUACAAAGUAUAUAUCACACGAGAUGGGACGGAAGCUAACAUUUGAUGAAGUGUGGAAAUCUAAUGCUCUGCAAGAUCUAUAUGAAUUCUUCUCACAGCGUAAAUGCAAGAAAUUGGAAGAAGGGGUUAAUUUUAUAAAAUUAAGUACUCCAUUUGAUGUGAAGCAAACCUAUCAUGAAGCUGGAUGGGACUCAUAUUGCUCAGGUUACUGCUUCAUUCGGCUGGGACACUGGGCGGCGUGCGAGAUAAGCGGCAAGUACCGGGCGGUGGCGCCCGCGCAGAAGUUGGCGGCAUUGGCGCCUUACAGCAAUCGAGUGAAUGUCAUACGGGGAGCUGUGCCUUAUAUGAACCUGGUGGACAACGACCCUCCGAGCCAUCGCCCUGAUUUGCUUCAUAUCAAAUCUAUGAAGGAACGUGCUAUUAACGUUGGAAAGGUGACGUCGCUCUUUGCCUCCUUCGGCGCGGUGGACAUCAAGCCUUACGGAAAUCGAACCGCCCUCAUCGCGGCCGGCACGCAUUACACAGCGGAUAAAAUAUUGAAGCAGUUUAAAAACAAUAAAGAAUACAGAAUUACUCCAUUUAGCGUGUUCAAGCACUCGCCGGCGGGCCGCGUGAGUAUAUGGAGCAGCGCUUUAAUAACUGGCAGUAUCUUACUUUUCUUUUUACACAGAAGAGUAAAUAAA
Messenger RNA from Brenthis ino (lesser marbled fritillary), 1587 nucleotides. NCBI's taxonomy places the organism in Eukaryota, Metazoa, Arthropoda, Insecta, Lepidoptera, Nymphalidae. The record is from the annotation of a GenBank genome assembly.